AUGAAACUGUAUAAAGUAUUAUGUUAUUGUAAAACCGCAAUGAAAUCACUGAAAGCGACAGAGACGGCUGUUACUAUAAAAGCUCCUUGGGGAAACUUAACUGCAUUAACAUGGGGCGAACCUACCAGUCCGCCGGUCUUACUAUGUCCAGGGAGGAUGGAACCGUGCACUGCAUUCAGGCCCCUUGUGCUCUCUCUACCGGCUAAAUUCUUCUACGUAGCUAUAGACCUACCUGGAAAUGGAUGGUCGGACCCUCUGCCACUUGGAGUUCGUUUCACUGUUCUAGAUUUAGUGCCUUCAGUGCUGACAGUAGUUGAACAUUUUAAGUGGGAAAAGUUCGUGUAUAUUGGACAUUCUUUGGGUGCUGCUGUAGGAAAAUUUUUCAACAUUGCCUAUCCUGGAAGGGUGACAAGAUUUGUCGAGUUGGAUCCAGUACCCGCUUACUUCAAUAGCAAAACGAUCGGUUUGAAGGAAUGGUACCACAUGUACUACGGCAAUUAUUAUAAGAAGGACAACUAUAUAAAACAUAAUGCUGGAACGGAGACUGCGCCUAGAUAUAGUUACGAAAAGAUUAAGCAGCUGGUACAAAACGUGCAAUGUUUAACUGAGGAAGCUUUAAAACACCAAUUAGAGAGAAUGAUCGAGCCAGCUGGAGACGGAUUGUACAGAUUUACAUACGACCAGCGCAUGAAGAACGUCACUCUACUACCGUUUCCUGCCGACUUCCUUAAGAAAAUAUACACCGAAUCUAAGACGCCAACAUUCGCGAUAUUGGCCAGUAAUGUAGUUCAAUUGGGCGCAUACAAAGACGUGGCUUUCCUCACCGACAAAACAGCUUGGCCAAAUAAGAAUUUCAAGUUUAAAAUCGUCCCGGGUGGACAUGACGUUCAUUUGAAUGACCCCGACUGUAUGGCUGAAGAUAUAUCAAAAUUUCUGCUAGAAGAUGUCAAAUCGAAACUUUGA
Messenger RNA from Parnassius mnemosyne (clouded apollo), 963 nucleotides. The record is from the annotation of a GenBank genome assembly. Lineage: Eukaryota; Metazoa; Arthropoda; Insecta; Lepidoptera; Papilionidae.